Messenger RNA from Morchella importuna, 492 nucleotides. RefSeq lists its product as uncharacterized. The transcript is spliced from 3 exons. The coding region runs from base 1 to 492 and encodes 163 amino acids. NCBI's taxonomy places the organism in Eukaryota, Fungi, Ascomycota, Pezizomycetes, Pezizales, Morchellaceae. The record is from RefSeq and is a predicted model, not a curated record.
AUGAAGCUGACAACGAAGAUUAUGUCUGUGGUCGCCGUUCUGGCGCUGGGGUUAGCUGGGGGUGUGAACGCCGAUGAUACUGACGCAUGGAACGCCGCCGCCUCCCUCUCCCCGCUCGCCUCAUCGGCCCUCGACAUCAUCAUGCACAUGCACUACGAGUACUGGUGCACCGAGUUCCUGCCAUACAUGCCGACGCCGAGCCAGUAUCUUGAGACUACUGCUACUGCUACUGUCACUGCUUCUACCCCCUCUACUACCAUCACCACCACUACUACGACGACAACGACAACAACUACCCCAGGGGGUGUUGGCGCGAGGAGUGCGGGAGCGCUACCGGUGCUCCUGGUCCCGUUCGGGAAGCAGGUCGUGGCCGAGGCUUGUAGUGCGGUGUUUAGGCCUGGGCCGAGGGCGACGACGACGACGGUUGUGGUGGGCGGAGCGGCGACGGCGACGGUUACGGAGACGGUGACGGUGACCGUGACGGGGGUGUAG